Manduca sexta (tobacco hornworm) is the source of this 969-nucleotide messenger RNA. RefSeq lists its product as uncharacterized. NCBI's taxonomy places the organism in Eukaryota, Metazoa, Arthropoda, Insecta, Lepidoptera, Sphingidae. The record is from RefSeq and is a predicted model, not a curated record. The transcript is spliced from 3 exons. The coding region runs from base 251 to 712 and encodes 153 amino acids.
GGUCCAAUCUGGAAGUGUAUACUUUCAAAUAAAAAUCUAAGUCGGUUAAUUGACUGAGUACUUCUGAGGAGUACUUAUAUGAAUCUUUUUUAUAGAUACGGUCAUUGCCUACGGGUCCAUGGUCAGAAUUUAAGUUUUUUUGACUAAAAAGUAUAUAUCAUAUUGAAUACUUAUUCGUCCAUAUUUAUCUUGUCGCUAAAAAAAAAGUGCACUAGAUUAUUAUUCUGAGAAUAUCACACACAAAUAAAAAAUGGCGGACAAAGACAUUUCUUGUGAUCAUAUUUUAAGACCAAAACUGAUUCUAUCAAUAAAUGAAGAAAUAUCAAAAGUUAUAGGGCAGGAUUACCGCAUUCUACCUAUAUUCGAGAAAGGCCUAUUCGAAUACAACUGUAAGAAGCAUUAUUCUUUGGAGAACAAUGAGUAUUUGAAAUGUCGCUGGAAGGAAUAUAAGAGGAAUAUUGAGAGCCGUGUAUACUCGCCGUUCCAGUUUAUUGAUAUAAGAGACUAUCACUUCUACAAUUGUCGCAACCGUCUUAUACCGUCCCAGUCGCUGCAUACAAAGGUAGUAUUUGUACGCAAGUUGAGGCCUGGUCCAGGAGUGGACGCCAUUGGACAGUUGCCUAUACCUAACGAGCUCCACAUGAAGAGAGGAGUAAAGAAAAUUGCAAAGGAGUCAAAGGGUAGAAAAGAUAAUACCACAACGGAGAAGUAAAUUGUGUGGUGGCGGAUUUCAACAGCUCGAGCAAUACGCGAAAUAUGGUUAAAAUGUACCUUUCCCAAAAAUUUAUAAAGCCAAGAAGGCUAUAGAACUUUAAUAUAGGAUACAGUACUGCGAUUUAAUUGUUGAACGUGCGUACUAUUAAAAACAUAGCAAAGAAUUUUAUUUCUACAAGAUUUAAUUUAUAAUGUAUUUUGUUUAAGUGUUUUUGUAGGAAUAUAGUUUAGAAUUAAACGUUAUUUUAAAAAUAA